Molecule: messenger RNA, 1254 nt
Organism: Macrobrachium nipponense
Lineage: Eukaryota; Metazoa; Arthropoda; Malacostraca; Decapoda; Palaemonidae
Product: cytoplasmic 60S subunit biogenesis factor ZNF622-like
Biological process (GO): ribosomal large subunit biogenesis
Cellular component (GO): preribosome, large subunit precursor
Molecular function (GO): zinc ion binding; nucleic acid binding
Source: RefSeq, a predicted model, not a curated record
CACACUAAAUUUGGGAAAGAGAGAAAAAACUUGUGAAAACGUGGACUACUGUACAAAAAACGAAGGGCCGUUGAAAAGCAAAGGACAUCAGUGAUACUACGAAUGUCCCACAGUAGCAGUACCCAUUCACUGACUGCACGUCGUAAUCCUGACAGUAACAGCUUAACAAAUUUUGUCUUCGCUCAACAUGUCUCUCUUUACAUGUUUGAGCUGCCACGUUGCAUAUCAGAAUGCCGACGGACAAAAGGAACAUUUUCGAUCGGACUGGCAUCGGUAUAAUUUAAUGAGAAAAGUUGCCGAUCUGCCCCCUGUAUCCGAAGAGACCUUCAAUGCUCGUGCUCAACAAGCUGAGACUCAAAUAGCGCAGCAGUCACAAAGUAAAGAAGAAAAGAAGAGGUAUUGCAAACCCUGUGGCAAGUCAUUUGCUAAUCAGAUGUCUUUUGAUAAUCAUAUGCAUUCCAGGAAACAUAAUGAGAAUGUAGCUAUUUUUACUGAAGAAUCUAACAACAGAAAGAACCUUGCCAUCCAGAAGAACCAACAAAUGGAGGUAGAUGGUGAUGAUUGUGAAGAGGAACAAAGUAAGGAAGCUAAAGUGAAUUGCAGAGUGUGCAAUUGCUCUUUUGCCAAUCAAGUAGCCUACUAUAAUCACGUGAAGUCCCAGCAACACAUGGUGAAGAGUGCUGCGCUUGAUGAUCCACAGAAAUCCAAAAGGGCAAGUAAAGGAGCAGCUCAUGGUAGCAAGUAUGUGAGUGAAGAUACUGAUGACAGUAGUGAAUAUGAAGAGGUUGAAUGGGAAGGUGAUGCAAUAGAAUUGAAGGAUUGCCUCUUUUGUUCUCACCAUUCUGCUUCCUUAAAGAAAAAGCUGGAGCACAUGAGCAAUCAGCAUUCCUUCUUUAUACCUGACCUGGAGUAUUGCACUGAUGUAGUGGGGUUGUUAACUUAUCUUGGAGAAAAGAUUGGUUGUGGGUAUGAAUGCAUAGCUUGUAGUUGGGUUGGAAAUCGCUGUCCUACUUUGGAUGCAGUUCAGAAACAUAUGAAGGAUAAAAGUCACUGCUUUAUGAAUAUAGAAGGAGAUAAGAUAUUGGAGUAUGAAGAUUUUUAUGAUUAUUCAUCCACAUACCCAGAUGCAGGAAAUCAAAGGAUCUUAAGUUCAUGCAGAAAGUAAGAAGUCAUCAAAAUAUGAAACUUGGAGUAAAAGCUAAUAAGUUACAACAUCAUUUCCGACAGCAGAAUCCAUUGUAAAAAGGAUACAUU